Messenger RNA from Syngnathoides biaculeatus (alligator pipefish), 2562 nucleotides. It is a transcript of the gene nop2, whose product is annotated as NOP2 nucleolar protein homolog (yeast). Gene Ontology annotation, biological process: maturation of LSU-rRNA; rRNA base methylation. Gene Ontology annotation, molecular function: rRNA (cytosine-C5-)-methyltransferase activity; RNA binding. NCBI's taxonomy places the organism in Eukaryota, Metazoa, Chordata, Actinopteri, Syngnathiformes, Syngnathidae. The record is from RefSeq and is a predicted model, not a curated record. Gene Ontology annotation, cellular component: nucleolus.
UUGACAGUUUUCUUUAAAUACAUGCACUUUCUGAGCCUCAAAAAUAUUCGGCGUGUGCACUUUAUCCAAUGACACGGCAGAUGCAACGUCAGUUUUGUGCGCCGGAAGUUCCUCUUCAACGCGUUGUCGAAAAAUUCACGUCGUGAAAUCAUGGGCCGUAAGUUGGAUCCCACCAACAAGGUGAAGCGAGGUCCCGGGAAGAAAGCCAGAAAGCAGCAAGGGGCGGAGACAGAGUUGGCCAAGUUUAUAAAAGAUGAUGAUUCAGAGCCAAAACGUCAGUCAAGAAGAGCCAGGAAAAGGAACGCUAAAAGAGUCGCCACCAAUUUGGCAAAGGCAAAAGAAGGCGCUAAUGAGCAGGCUAAGAAAGGUUUCACUGAUGAGAACAGUAACUGGCUGAAACCGGCGAAGAGGAAGCGGAAACUGGAUCAAUCUGACAGCGAGGAUGACAGCGACGAGCAGUGGGAGGAAGAAGACGAUUACGACGAAGAGAAGACGGAAGUUGAAGCAAUCCAGCCAAAGAAGGGAGGAAAGACCCAAGCAAAGACGAAUACACAACUAGAAAUCAAAGAACUGGAGGAGGAGGAGGAGGAGGAUGAUGACGAUGAUGAAGAAAUGGUUGAUGACUAUGGUGCUUCAGAAGAGGAAAGUGAUGGAGAGGAGCUUCUUCCCAUCGAGCGUGCAGCCAAGAAGGAAAAGAAACUGAAGCAAACUACGGGGCUUGAGAUUGAUGAUGAAGAUGAUGACGACGACGACGACGAGGAGGGUGACGAUGACAAAGGCGAUGAUAAGAAAUCAGAUGACGAUAACGAAGAAACUGUACAGACCAACAUCGACGACUUGGAUCAGUUCAGGCUUCCUAGCGCUGAAGAGAAUGAAAAGGAAGGAGUGCUGCCUGUGGACCUCAAGACGAUCCACCAAAGAAUAAAGGACAACAUUGACGUCCUCUAUUUUACGUCCAAAAGAGAGCCAGGGAAAGACAGAGGAGAGUACAUCGCUCUAUUGAAAAAGGAUCUUUGCACCUACUACAGUUACAACAUGUUCCUCAUCGAGAAGUUCAUCGACCUCUUGCCUUUUUCGGAGGUGGUGGAUUUCCUUGAGGCGAAUGAAAUUCAGAGACCUGUCACUAUUAGGACAAACACAUUAAAAACCAGGAGGAGGGACCUUGCUCAGGCUCUGAUCAACAGAGGGGUGAACCUGGAUCCACUGGGAAAGUGGUCCAAAGUGGGUUUAGUCAUUUAUGACUCCUCUAUCCCUAUUGGUGCGACUCCAGAGUACCUGUCCGGUCAAUAUAUGUUGCAAGGCGCCUCCAGCUUUCUCCCAGUUAUGGCGCUCUCGCCGCAGGAGGGGGAGUCUGUGUUGGACAUGAGUUCAGCCCCGGGAGGAAAAACCACCUAUAUUGCUCAGCUGAUGAGAAACACGGGUGUGAUCAUCGCUAAUGACGCCAACGCUGAUAGAUUGAAGAGCGUGGUGGGCAACAUCCACCGUCUGGGGGUCACCAACACUCUGGUGUGCAACUACGACGGCAGGCAGUUCCCUAAGGUCAUGGGGGGCUUUGACAGAGUGCUACUCGAUGCCCCAUGCACAGGCACAGGAGUCAUCGCGAAAGACCCUGCUGUGAAGACCAGCAAGGAUGAAACAGACAUCCGGCGUGCUGCCCACUUGCAGAAAGAGUUACUCCUGUCCGCUAUUGACUCCGUCAAUGCUGAGUCGACAACGGGGGGCUACCUGGUUUACUGCACGUGCUCCAUAAUGAUGGAGGAGAACGAAUGGGUGGUGGACUAUGCUUUAAAGAAAAGGAAUGUCAAAUUGGUUCCCACUGGACUGGAUUUUGGCAAGGAAGGCUUCACCAGGUUCAAAGAACGUCGGUUCCACCCUUCUCUGCGGCUCACCAGGCGUUUUUACCCCCACUCGCACAACAUGGACGGCUUUUUUGUGGCCAAGUUUAAGAAAUUCUCCAAUGUGAUUCCAACUAAUAUCACAGGGGAAGAAGAAAAGAAGGCCGAUGCUCCUGAGGCGACGGAGGUGAAUAAUUCUUCCAAUGAUAAAGUGGCCAAAGCAAAUAAGUCCAAGAAGGUUGUCCCUGGUAAGGUCAGCGAGUCAAAGCAGGAGGCCAAAACAAAUGGAACAGCAGCCAAGAAAGCACCUCACUUCAAUUCUAAAGGCAAAAAGAACUCUCAAACUGGACCGAAAAAAGCAAAGAUCGCCAAGAUGGAAGGAGAGACUGAGACUAAGGCACCGGUGACAGCUGAAAUGAAAGUACUCAAGUCAGGGAAAAAGCCCGGGAACAGAUUUGAGAAGAAACAGGCCAACCAGAGAAAAACAUUCAUGAAAUCCAAGAAUAGAAUGGGAAACAAUACGUUCAAAAAGUUGAAACAGAAACAAACGAGAUCAUAAUAAGCGUUGUGGUCCACGGUUGUUGUUGAAAGUAACUGCAGAUGUGUAUUGUGUUGGGUUUUCUUUUUUACAGUGUGAUAGCAGUUGUGUUUGUCCAUUGACUGAAAUACGUGAAUGGGGUUCCUUGCAUAAACCUGACACAAUAAAAUUUUAAAAUAUCUUCUUUAA